Molecule: messenger RNA, 1116 nt
Organism: Closterium sp. NIES-65
Lineage: Eukaryota; Viridiplantae; Streptophyta; Zygnematophyceae; Desmidiales; Closteriaceae
Source: the annotation of a GenBank genome assembly
AUGCGGCAAAUCAUCGGGGUCGCGGUUCUCCUCGUCGGCGCACCGUCCCCCUCGUAUCGGUCCGCCCCUCGGGGCGGCCGCAGCGGCUGGUGGGGAGGUCGCAGUCGCGGCCGUGGUGGCCCGAACGAGCCUGCAGCGGCUCCUGUCCCCGUGCCUGCCGUCGAGCGCGCCCUGCCUCUCCAGCCCAUGAUGGCGGCGCAUGCGUACCCCGUCGUCCCGUGGUUCCCUCUGGUUGUCGGAAUGGAAUUCAUGGGGGCGGGAGGAGGAGCGGGGAGGGCGCCGUUCAUCCCCCCGCGCCGCAUUGCUGUUUUUGCUCUUGGCGAUCCCGCUCUUCCCCGUAAUCGGGCUGAGGGAUCCUUCCCUCGGCAGGUCGAGUACCUGGGCCAGGUCAUCCUCGGGGACCUGCCACAGGUCCCCGAGGCUCAUUUCUCUUCUUGCAUGCGCCUUCCCUCUCAAUCCCCUGUGUUUCUCUCAUUCCGUUCACCUUCUCUCUCAUUCCCCUCUUUUUCUCUUCUCUUGUGCUCCUUCUCCUUCAUUCCCCUCUGCUCCUCUCCUCCCUUGCGCCUUCUCUCUCAUUCCCCUCUGUUCCUCUUCUCGCGUGCGCCUUCCCUCUCAUUCCCCUCUGUUUCUCUCAUUUCGUGCGCCUUCUCUCGAAUUCCCCUCUCUUUCUCUUCUCCUGUGCUCCUUCUACUUCAUUCCCCUUUGCUCCUCUCUUCCCUUGCGCCUUCUCUAUCAUUCUACUCGGUCUCUCUUCUUGCGUACGCCUUCCCUCUCAAUCCCCUCUGUUUCUCUCAUUCCAUGCGCCUUCUCUCUCAUUCCCCUCACUUUUCUCUUCUCCCGUGCUCCUUCUCCUUCAUUCCCCCCUGCUCCUCUCCUCCCUUGCGCCUUCUCUCUCAUUCCAUGCGCCUUCUCUCUCAUUCCCCUCACUUUUCUCUUCUCCCGUGCUCCUUCUCCUUCAUUCCCCCCUACUCCUCUCCUCCCUUGCGCCUUCUCUCUCAUUCCCCUCAGUUUCUCUUCUUGAAUGCGCCUUCCCUCUCAUUCCCUUGUUUCUCUCAUUCCGUGCGCAUUCUCUCCCAUUCUCCUCUCUUUCUCUUCUCCCGUGCUCCUUCUCCUUAA